Molecule: messenger RNA, 525 nt
Organism: Oikopleura dioica
Lineage: Eukaryota; Metazoa; Chordata; Appendicularia; Copelata; Oikopleuridae
Source: the annotation of a GenBank genome assembly
AUGACCGUCGAUCCGAGCUUGUAUACUGUUGGCGGAGUCAUUAUUCUCGAUAACGAUGGGAAACGGCUGCUGGGAAAAUACUUUGGCGAUGAAUUUCCGACUCUAAAAGAGCAGAAGCCGUUUGAGAAGAAGAUCUUCGAGAAGACGAGAAAGCGCGAUGACGAGAUCGUUCUUUUGGAUGGACAGACGAUUUGCUAUAAGACCAAUGUCGAUCUACUCUUCUACGUCAUCGGCAGCCAGGACGAGAAUGAGCUUCUUCUAUCUGCUGUUUUGAAUUGCGUUUACGAUUCGAUCUCGUUAAUCCUGCGAAAAAACGUUGAGAAACGAGCGCUUUACCAUCACCUGGAAAACGUAUUUCUUGCGAUUGACGAGAUCAUCGACCAAGGAAUCAUCAUGGAAAUUGACCCCAACAAUGUUUACAACCGAUUAGCCAUUCGAUCUGAAGACAUUCCACUUUCGGAGACAAAUCUCUCCCAGUUCCUCGAACGAGCCAAAGAAGAAGUCAAAUGGAGCUUCUUCAAAUAA